This is a messenger RNA of Cydia amplana, 2102 nucleotides long. Its product is annotated as SET and MYND domain-containing protein 4-like. The record is from RefSeq and is a predicted model, not a curated record. The transcript is spliced from 6 exons. NCBI's taxonomy places the organism in Eukaryota, Metazoa, Arthropoda, Insecta, Lepidoptera, Tortricidae. Bases 9 to 2102 code for a protein of 697 amino acids. Gene Ontology annotation, molecular function: protein binding.
AGGCCAAUAUGAGUUUCGAAAACCCGAUGCUUUACAACGAGAUACUGCAGAGAAAAGGUCUUUUGGGAGAUAUUUACAAAGCAGUGAACAAUUUAGACGGGUCAGCAGUAUUAGAAGCUUAUAAAGUACUGAGUAUUACUAAGGGAUUUCCUCGUCUGCACUCCCAUAUUAAAAAUAACGCCAGGUCUUGCAUGUUUCGCAGUCAUGGGAAUGAAUAUUACCAGGAGGAGAACUACCAGAUGGCUUUGGAAAUGUAUAACAAGGCUUUACUCUUUGCUCCAAAAGGCUCCAUAGAGAUGCUGCAUGCUUACGGCAAUAGAUCAGCACUACUUUUCCAUUUAAAUGCAUAUUCCGCAUGCCUGAAAGACAUUGAGACUUGUCGCAAACUUGGGUGCACUGGAGACCUGGCGAAAAAACUUAAUAAGAGAUAUGAACAAUGUAUGGAAUCAAUGUGGAAAGAAAAUCUUAAGAACAACAUAUUGCUGUGCAGUUGGGCUCAAGAUUAUUUCAAGUUUAAUGUGAAGAAACAUUCUGAUAUACCUUGCUUAUCUGCCGAUGUGGACAUAGUUUCUGAAGAUGGGGAACAAAAGGUAAUUGCUACUAAGGAUAUAAAAAUUGGUACAGUGGUAGCUAUAGAUACCGCAUUUGUAACUCAUUCUCUCCCGGAUAAGUGUCUCGUCUCUUGCCAUUAUUGCCAAAAGACGACCUUCAAUUUGAUGCCGUGUGACAACUGCUGUGUCGCACUCUUCUGUAGUUUACAAUGUAAGGAGCGCUGUCUGAAUGAGUACCACAACAUAGAAUGUCAGAUCAUGGACAUUCUGCUAACAAUUGACGCAGGGCACAAGUUCCGUUUGGCAAUCAAUACUUUCUUGAAGCUAAAGUCACUCUGCAAGGACUGGAGUACCCUGAUUAAAGAAGCUAAUAAUAUUGGAACCAGCAGAUUAAAUGAGAGUUCAUUGAGCGAAAUAUACAAUGUUGAAAACUAUUCUUCAAUAUUGUGCUUCAAGGAGGAUAGGCGUUUUGUCUUUGGUACACUGUAUAAUAGCGCCUUCAUUUACGCCUCAGUGUUGCAUAGAUUGGAAAGAGUCCUCGGUUUCUUUCCUCAAUCAAAAUCGGAAGGUCUUGAAGCGAAGAAAUGCUUUGGCAAACUGUGCCUUAUUCUGCAGUUAAACUGCCCGGCUACAGAAGUUGUCACUUCAGCCGAGGAGCUGACUGUUGGUCAGAUUGUGACGGACAUGCCGGCUCACUUCGGCUGGUUCCCGUUUGCAGGGAAUCUGAAGCACUGCUGCGAAGCGAACCUGCUGGCGCUGGGCCUUGAUGACCGUUUAGCACUGGUAGCUAUAAGACCUAUAAAAAAGAUGUCCGAGUUGACAGUUUCUUAUGUCGGCCACUGGUACGAAAACCUAUACGAAAACAAGCGCCGGAUGAAGCUAUACCAGAACAUCCUGAACGUGUGCAACUGCCGCGUGUGUGCCCAAGGCUGGGACAUACACAGCUUCCGGACACGAGAACUAGACGCCAAGCUGAAGAAGGUCAGUAUCAGUAAUGCAGAACAUCCUGAACGUGUGCAACUGCCGCGUGUGUGCCCAAGGCUGGGACAUACACAGCUUCCGGACACGAGAACUAGACGCCAAGCUGAAGAAGGCUGGGACAUACACAGCUUCCGGACACGAGAACUAGACGCCAAGCUGAAGAAGAACAUCCUGAACGUGUGCAACUGCCGCGUGUGUGCCCAAGGCUGGGACAUACACAGCUUCCGGACACGAGAACUAGACGCCAAGCUGAAGAAGAACAUCCUGAACGUGUGCAACUGCCGCGUGUGUGCCCAAGGCUGGGACAUACACAGCUUCCGGACACGAGAACUAGACGCCAAGCUGAAGAAGAACAUCCUGAACGUGUGCAACUGCCGCGUGUGUGCCCAAGGCUGGGACAUACACAGCUUCCGGACACGAGAACUAGACGCCAAGCUGAAGAAGGUCAGUAUCAGUAAUACAGAACAUCCUGAACGUGUGCAACUGCCGCGUGUGUGCCCAAGGCUGGGACAUACACAGCUUCCGGACACGAGAACUAGACGCCAAGCUGAAGAAGGUCAGUAUCAGUAA